Alnus glutinosa is the source of this 3495-nucleotide messenger RNA. Its product is annotated as receptor-like protein kinase HSL1. Gene Ontology annotation, molecular function: protein kinase activity; ATP binding; protein binding. The record is from RefSeq and is a predicted model, not a curated record. The coding region runs from base 186 to 3167 and encodes 993 amino acids. Gene Ontology annotation, biological process: protein phosphorylation; hormone-mediated signaling pathway. Gene Ontology annotation, cellular component: plasma membrane. The transcript is spliced from 2 exons. Lineage: Eukaryota; Viridiplantae; Streptophyta; Magnoliopsida; Fagales; Betulaceae.
UGCUUACUGCUCUGUUUCUCUCACACGCGCACCUCUUUAUCUCCCUCCUCUGUCUCUGCAACUUUCUCCUACACUCCAACACCACACUCGAAUACUCAUUCUCGUGUCUCUCUGUCUCUUCCACAUAUAUUCACGCCCCAUUCUCUUCGUAACACUCACUUCCUCACCACACCCAAACAACAACGAUGCUCUUCCUCUUCCUCAUUUUCCUCCUCUCUGUUCCACCCGCCACCCUCUCUCUCAACCAGGAGGGCCUCUACCUCCAAAGCCUCAAGCACUCCCUGGACGACCCUGACGCCGCGCUCUCCACCUGGAAUGAGCGCGACAACACGCCCUGCAAUUGGGCCGGCGUUACCUGCGACGCUGCCUCCCACUCCGUCACUUCCCUCGACCUCUCCAGCACCAACCUCGCCGGCCCUUUCCCUACCCUCCUCUGCCGCCUCCUCAACCUCACUUCCGUUUCCUUUUCCAACAACUCCAUCAACUCCACUAUCCCUUCGGAACUCUCUACGUGUAGCAAUCUCCGGCACCUCGAUCUCGCCCAGAACCUCCUCACCGGUGCGCUCCCCAGCUCCUUAGCCGACCUCCCCAACCUAGUCUACCUAGACUUGACCGGCAACAAUUUCUCGGGAGCUAUCCCUGAUUCCUUCGGGCGGUUUCAGAAACUCGAGGUUCUCUCACUGGUUUACAAUCUCUUGGACGGGACAAUUCCGGCAUUUCUAGGAAACAUCUCUACCCUCAAGAUGCUUAACCUGUCUUACAAUCCGUUUGUUCCGGGUCCGAUUCCGCCGGAGCUCGGGAACUUGACGAAUCUCGAGAUAAUGUGGCUCACGGACUGUAACUUGGUGGGGGAGAUUCCUGACUCGCUGGGUGGGCUUAAGAAGCUCAGGGAUUUGGACCUGGCAGUGAACGAGUUGCACGGUCCGAUUCCGACGUCGCUCACCGGGUUGACCAGCGUCGUCCAGAUUGAGCUCUACAACAACUCGUUGUCCGGCGGUCUUCCGCCGGGGAUGUCCAACUUGACGGCAUUGCGACUGUUCGACGCGUCGAUGAACCAGCUCACCGGGCCCAUUCCGGACGAGUUGUGUCGGUUGCCGCUCGAAAGCCUCAAUCUUUACGAGAACCGGUUCGUGGGAAGCUUGCCUGAGAGUAUUGCCGACUCGCCGGGGCUAUACGAGCUCAGACUGUUCAGGAACCAACUCACCGGCGAGUUACCCAGAAAUCUCGGCAGACGGUCGCCUCUGCAAUGGCUCGACAUUUCGAACAACCAAUUUUCCGGUGAGCUGCCGGCUACUUUAUGUAAAAUGGGAGCGCUGGAAGAGCUUCUGGUGAUAUACAACCAGUUUUCGGGUCCAAUCCCGGAGAGUCUUGGCGAGUGCCAGAGUUUGACCCGUGUCAGAGUGGGUUACAAUCGAUUAUCCGGCGAAGUUCCGGCAGGCUUCUGGGGCCUCCCACAUGUGUAUUUGCUUGAACUCAUUGAAAACUCGUUUUCUGGUCAAAUCGCGAAGACAAUUGCCGGAGCAGCAAAUCUUUCGCUUUUAAUCGUGUCGAAGAACAAUUUUUCGGGUCCGAUACCGGAAGAGAUUGGAUGGUUGGAGAAUCUGGUUGGGUUUUCGGGAAACGAUAACAGUCUCAGUGGGUCAUUGCCAGAGAGCAUAGUGAACCUAGAGCUGCUUGGGAAUCUUGAUCUUCACAAUAAUCAACUUUCUGGCGAGCUUCCAAGCGGGAUUAAAUCUUGGAAGAAGCUCAACGAGCUGAAUCUAGCGAAUAACAAGUUUUCAGGGAAGAUACCGGAGGUGAUUGGGAGCUUGUCUGUUCUCAAUUACCUUGACCUUUCCAAGAAUCAAUUUUCCGGGAAAAUCCCUCCUGGGUUGCAGAAUUUGAAGCUCAAUCAGCUCAAUUUGUCGUACAAUCAGCUAUCGGGUGAGCUUCCACCGAUGUUUGCCAAGCAAAUGUAUGAGAAUAGCUUUCUGGGUAAUCCUGGUUUGUGUGGGGAUUUAGCGGGUUUGUGUAAUGGGAAAGGUGAAGCUAAGAGCAAGAGUUACAUUUGGUUGCUUCGGACAAUUUUUGUACUUGCCGCGCUAGUGUUUAUUGUUGGCGUGGUUUGGUUCUACGUGAAGUACAGGAACUUCAAGAAAGCGAAGAGAGCAAUUGACAAGUCAAAAUGGACGCUGAUGUCGUUUCAUAAACUGGGUUUUAGUGAACAUGAGAUCUUGGAUUGCCUUGACGAAGAUAAUUUGAUUGGCAGUGGAUCUUCCGGGAAGGUUUACAAGGUUGUGCUUGGCAAUGGCGAGGUUGUUGCAGUGAAGAGGCUUUGGGGUGGAGCGAAGAAAGAGUGUGAGAGUGGCGAUGUUGAGAAAGGUCAUGUUCGAGACAAUGUUUUUGAUGCAGAGGUUGAUACUUUGGGAAAGAUUAGGCACAAGAACAUCGUCAAGCUGUGGUGCUGUUGCACUACUCGGGACUGCAAGCUUUUGGUUUAUGAGUACAUGCCAAACGGUAGUUUGGGUGAUUUGCUGCAUAGCAGUAAAGCAGGGCUGUUGGAUUGGCCAACGAGGUAUAAGAUUGCUUUGGAUGCAGCUGAGGGGCUUUCUUAUUUGCAUCACGAUUGUGUCCCUUCAAUUGUUCAUAGAGAUGUGAAGUCGAACAACAUUUUGUUGGAUGGUGAUUUUGGAGCACGAGUGUCGGAUUUUGGUCUUGCUAAGGUUAUCGAUUCCACCGGAAAGGGACCUAAAUCCAUGUCGGUCAUCGCCGGGUCUUGUGGGUAUAUUGCACCAGAAUAUGCGUACACACUUAGAGUGAACGAGAAGAGCGACAUCUACAGUUUUGGUGUCGUUAUUCUUGAGCUGGUCACCGGGAGACUUCCGGUCGACCCCGAGUUUGGCGAGAAGGACUUGGUGAAGUGGGUCUGCACCACCUUGGAUCAGAAAGGUAUUGACCAUGUCAUUGACGCCAAGCUUGAUUCUUGUUACAAGGAAGAAGUCUGCAAGCUCCUCAACAUUGGCCUUCUCUGCACAAGCCCUCUCCCAAUCAAUCGCCCCGCCAUGAGACGGGUGGUGAAAUUGCUGCAAGAAGUGGGGCCGGAGACCCAGUCAAAGACGGCCAAGAAAGAAGGCAAGUUGUCCCCUUACUACUACGAAGAUGCCUCAGACCAUGGAAGUGUAGCUUAAGAACCUUUGUACAAGUUUUGUCGCCAUUGCAGAAAUAUAUCCUUAUAAGGGAAAGUUGUAUCUUUUUUUUUUUUUACUUGUUCUCAACCUAAAUUGCCAUAUUAUUAUAUAAUUGGAGGUAAUUUUCUUGAGAUGGAGUAAAAAAGAAGGGGAAGGGGACUUGGUUGUUAAGGAGUUGAUUUCUUUUCUUAAGUGUAAAGUGAUUAUCCAUGAUGGUUUCUCCAACCAAGAUGUAGAGGAAAAUGAUAUUUGCACUGUUUCUUGAUGGUGAUCUUCUUUUUGGCAUCACUCAGGUGAUUUUGAAAAUGUAAACGGGUGGCUUUAAUCA